GUGGCUCCGGUUGUGAAGGAGUUAACGGGGAGGGCGGAACUCUGCACCGGCCGCAGUAGAUGAUCGCAAUAUUGAUAGCGAGAGGUGCAGAGACGCUACAACGCUCGCAGGAACGUAUUGGAAAUACUCUUUGGAUACCAUUUGCAUCGUGACGCGCACGCACUGACCUCGCCAGCGAUGCGUUCGCGUCUUUCUGGAUCAUACAGAGGGAACGCGACGCGAGUGUGGCGCGUCGCGCAGAUUCCGAAGCGGAUACAAAUGCAUUUGUGAAUGUAAUAUUGUAUCAUCGCGUGCAUUCAAACCGGGAUCGCUUACAGAUGCGCAGACGCGGGUCGCAGUGUGCAGGUGGAUGAUGAUGAGGAGGAGGAGGAAGAUGAAUCCAUCUCACCUUUAUUAUUUGAAUGAAUAGUUAUUGAUUUUAUACAGCUGGGAGGAACCCAAAGGCGCAAUGGUCAUAGUUAACACAACAGCCCUGCUCGGGUUCGAACCCGCACCCGCCGGGUCACCCGCCUCCGGUGUGUGAGCAUCCGCGCGCGACAGUCAUGUUGCCCGGGGUGGGUGUGUUCGGCACCAGUCUGACGACCCGGGUCAUCAUCCCUCUGCUGAAGAACGAGGGCUUCUCGGUGAAGGCGCUGUGGGGUCGCACGCAGGAGGAGGCGGAGGAGCUGGCGCGCGACAUGAACGUGCCCUACUACACUAACCGGAUCGAUGACGUGCUGCUGCAUCCGGAUGUGGAUCUGGUGUGCAUCAACCUGCCUCCGCCGCUCACGAGACAGAUCGCCGUUAAGACGCUGGGAAUUGGCAAAAACGUGAUAUGCGACCGAACGGCGACGCCGCUCGACGCUUUCCGCAUGAUGUCAGCAGCCCAGUACUAUCCAAAGCUGCUCAGCAUCAUGGGUAACGUGCUGCGCUUCCUCCCUGCCUUCGUCCGCAUGAAGGAGCUGCUGGAGGAGGGUUACGUGGGCGAGCUCCUGGUCUGCGAGGCGCAGGUUCACGGCGGGAGCCUCCUCGGGAAGAAGUAUAACUGGAGCUGCGACGACCUGAUGGGCGGCGGCGGGCUGCAUUCGGUCGGGAGCUACAUCAUUGAUUUGCUCACGUUUCUAACGGGUCGGCAUGCGGUGAAGGUGCACGGCUUCCUCAAGACGUUCGUCAAGCAGACGGACCACAUCUGCGGGAUCCGGCAGAUCACCAGCGACGACUUCUGCACCUUUCAGAUGGUGCUGGAAGGAGGCGCUUGUUGCACGGUUACGCUCAAUUUUAACGUCCCGGGUGAGUUUCGGCAGGAGGUUGUGGUCGUAGGAACGUCCGGCAGGUUGACGGUCUGCGGGACGGAUUUGUACGGACAGAAAAACGACGGCGAAAGCGGCCAGGAGCUCCUCUUAAAGGACAACACGCCUGUCGGAAACGCGUCCCUACCGGACAAGGCGUUCCGGGACAUCCCGUCUCCGUAUCUCACCGGCACCAUCUGCAUGGUUCAAGCCGUACGGCAGGCGUUUCAGGAUCAAGACGACCGGCGAACGUGGGACGGCCGGCCGCUGACGAUGGCCGCGACUUUUGAGGACUGUCUGUACGCGCUUUGCGUCGUGGACACGAUCAAGAAGUCCAAUCAGUGCGGCGACUGGCAGAACAUCGUGGUGAUGACAGAGGAACCGGAAGUCAGUCCUGCGUACCUGAUCAGCGAGGCCAUGCGGCGCAGCCGGAUGUCGCUGUACUGCUAACGUAGGGCUGGACGAUAUGGCCAAAAUUUAUAUCACGAUAUAUCUCUUCAUUUCGUCGAUACGAUAUA
Molecule: messenger RNA, 1786 nt
Organism: Sinocyclocheilus rhinocerous
Lineage: Eukaryota; Metazoa; Chordata; Actinopteri; Cypriniformes; Cyprinidae
Product: glucose-fructose oxidoreductase domain-containing protein 1-like
Exons: 3
Coding region: 543-1718 (391 amino acids)
Molecular function (GO): nucleotide binding
Source: RefSeq, a predicted model, not a curated record